AUGCCUCCUCGUCUACCUGGGAAGCUCACCCAGCUUCCUGUCCUAAACAGGGCCCCGGUGCUGGUGAUUCCCACCAACCCUCUCGCGCGAGCCUUUGGCAUCCGAUCCUUGAACCCUCCCAAGCCCUCCCCAUUCAAUGUCGGCCCUAAUCUGCCCAUCCUGAAAUCGACCCCCGCGGCGGCCUUGGAACGGAAAGCCAAUACUUUGCCCCUCAGAACCGGAGCUAUCGCCAUCAAGAAGGGAAUGACUGCUGUCUAUGACCCGGAGACUGGAAAGCGGAUUCCCUGCACCGUCCUGCAGCUGGACCGAGUCGAGGUGACUUCGUGCAAGACGCGGAAAACGCACGGGUACUUCGCCGUUCAGCUCGGUGCCGGCUGGAAGCACUCUAGCAACAUCACGAAGUCGCUGCUUGGUCAUUUCUCCGCCAACGGUGUCUCGCCCAAGAGGCAUGUGUGCGAAUUCCGGGUCAAGGACGCAACUGGCCUCCUGCCCGUUGGCCAAAUGAUCCACGCGGACUGGUUCGAGCCGGGCCAGUAUGUCGAUGCGCGAUCCAACUCGAAAGGAAAGGGCUUUGCUGGUGUUAUGAAGCGACAUGGCUUUGGCGGUCAGGAUCGCAGUCACGGUGUCAGUUUAACGCAUCGGUCACUGGGUUCUGCAGGCCCUAGUCAGGGUGGUGGUUCUAGGGUGUACCCCGGAAAGAAGAUGGCGGGUAAUAUGGGAAAUGAGCAGAACACAGUCCAGAACUUGAAGAUCCUCAAGGUUGACAAAGAUAAUGGCAUUGUUGUCGUCAACGGCUCCGUCAGUGGUCCUAAAGGCUGCGUUGUCAGGAUACAGGAUGCUAUCAAGAAGCCCUGGCCUGAAAGCGCCACCCAAGCAGAGUAG
Aspergillus melleus is the source of this 882-nucleotide messenger RNA. RefSeq names its product mitochondrial 54S ribosomal protein uL3m. The record is from RefSeq and is a predicted model, not a curated record. NCBI's taxonomy places the organism in Eukaryota, Fungi, Ascomycota, Eurotiomycetes, Eurotiales, Aspergillaceae. The coding region runs from base 1 to 882 and encodes 293 amino acids. Gene Ontology annotation, biological process: translation. The transcript has 2 exons. Gene Ontology annotation, molecular function: structural constituent of ribosome. Gene Ontology annotation, cellular component: mitochondrial large ribosomal subunit; ribosome.